AUGGAUCAUUCAGGCUCUUUGCCUCCUCCAUCCCCAUACACCUUCGCUAUUAUCCCCAACUCCUCUGUGCCCUCUUCCUCUCCCGCCAUCUCUCCAUCACCCAGCCUGGCGUCCACGGCUCUCUUCUGCUCCCUCCUCUCCCUCCUCUCCCUGCUGGGCAUCACAGGAAACCUGUACACUAUGGGCCUCCUUCUGAGACGCAGGAGAAGCAGGAGAAGACGUGGAGCAGGACCAAACUGCUGCCUGAUGCGAGUCCCUGUACCGUCCUGCCUCGCCAACUCCUCCCCUUCCUCCUCCCCCAUCUCCUCUUCCUCCCCCUCCUCCUCUCUUCACCUCCAGGUGCUGAGCCUGGCUCUUGCCGACCUGCUCUACCUUUUCACCGCUCCCUUCAUCGUGUACGACAGCCUGGCGUCCGGCUGGGCCUUCGGUGAGCCGGGCUGCCGUCUCCUCCUGAGCCUCGACCUCCUCACCAUGCACGCCUCCAUCUUCACCCUCACCGCCAUGAGUCUGGACCGCUACCGGGCUGUGGCCCAUCCCCUGCACACCUCCUCCUCCAACUCGUCCAGCCUGCUGCGUGUGGGCCUGGCCUGGGGGCUGGCGGUGGCUCUUAGUCUGCCAAUGAUGAUCACGCUGCACCUGGAGGACGGGGAGAACCAGGAGGGACAGCUGUGUGUGCCGGCGUGGGACGAGCAGAGCUCCAAGGCGUAUCUGAGCGUGCUUUUCUGCACCAGCAUUCUUGGUCCUGGUCUGGCCAUUGGGGCCCUUUAUGCAACUCUGGGCCGGCUCUACUGGGUGUCUCAGACCAGGCCGGCCUGGGCCAGUGGCAGUACUGCUUGCCCUCCUCGUGCCCCCAAACCCAAAGUCCUGCUCCUCAUCCUGGGUAUUGUCCUGGCCUUCUGGGCCUGCUUCCUCCCUUUCUGGAUCUGGCAGCUGCUGCCUCUCUACCAGCCCGACAUGCUGCGGACAGUACCGGUCGGGACGCAGGUGACGGUGAAUCGUAUCCUCACAGGGCUGACGUAUGGGAACUCUUGUGUGAAUCCGUUCUUCUACACACUAUUGACUGGAAAACGACGACGCAACCGGCAGACGCUGACAUCAGCAAACCAGCUCUGCCGUAAGAGCAGUCCGCUGCAGUAGUGUGUGUGUCUCUAACAGCAGAGACAACAAUGUGAGUGUGUACAUACAUGUGUGACAAGGUACUGUAUUUGAAUGCUUUAUGAUAAUAAUAGGCACCAAAGACCAUUGAUUUAUCCUUAGCCUACAAGCUAAGGAAACAGAACAAUACUAAGCAAAUGAUAGCACUUUGUAGAAAUGCUUUGUGAGAGAACUUCCUGUUAGGAGACAAUCAAAAACACUCUCUCUGUAAGAUGUGUCACCUGAUUAAUGCUUUAACUGAAAACGUUGGAGGGUCACUUUGUGUCUUUUCUUGCUGUAACCAAAUUUACAUAUUGAUUGUU
This is a messenger RNA of Centropristis striata (black sea bass), 1457 nucleotides long. RefSeq names its product urotensin-2 receptor 3 (gene uts2r3). The record is from RefSeq and is a predicted model, not a curated record. Bases 1 to 1137 code for a protein of 378 amino acids. Gene Ontology annotation, cellular component: membrane. Gene Ontology annotation, biological process: neuropeptide signaling pathway. The transcript has a single exon. Lineage: Eukaryota; Metazoa; Chordata; Actinopteri; Perciformes; Serranidae. Gene Ontology annotation, molecular function: urotensin II receptor activity.